Nothobranchius furzeri (turquoise killifish) is the source of this 15143-nucleotide messenger RNA. RefSeq names its product P2X purinoceptor 7-like. NCBI's taxonomy places the organism in Eukaryota, Metazoa, Chordata, Actinopteri, Cyprinodontiformes, Nothobranchiidae. The record is from RefSeq and is a predicted model, not a curated record.
GGAGGUUAAGCGUUUGAAGCUCAUUUUUCAAAUGACAUUGAAUGCAGCAUGACGUAAACAAACACCGACUCCAGAGGCACCAAAGUGGUUGCUGCUAGGAUGCAGGAUGAAGCGAAAAAGGCGAGCGACGAUUACUGCGUAUUUAAAAAAGACCAACAGUGUAAGUAGGCGGGACCGAUCUGUCUGUUUAUGCGUGUUGGUUCUAGUUUCAGUACGUUGUUGUCAGUUAGUGAUGGGAAUUACGGCUCUUUUUAGAGAGCCGGUUCUUUAGGCUCAGCUCAUCAAAAAGAGCCGGCUCUUUCGGCUCCCAAGUGGCUCCUCAGAUUUUCUGUUGCGUAAAGUCCAUUUAUAAUCAAAAUAAUGCAAAACUAUAUGUAAAACGAUUUACUAAUGUAAAAAAAAAAAGCUAUAUAUCAAAUAUUUUUCAUUUCUAUGGAUUUAUUAACUGAACACUUUAAGAAAUCUCCACUUUCCGACUGCUGUCACUCCCAAUGACGAGCCGGCUCCCGUCGUUCACUCUUAGAGCCGGUUCGUUCGCGACCAACACAUCACUAUUGUCAGUGUUGGGACUUACUCGUUAUAAGUGCCAAAGCCUCAUUGCUGACUUUAACAAGUCUCAUCUACAAAUAUGAUCCCUCAAGAAGUUACUACUGUACACCAGAAGAUAGUGGAGAUGCGGAACCUUCAGGCUGAGCAAAGUUUGGGAGUUUUUAGAGUCUGAAAAUCGCCUCCCGCCGAGAGGCUCCCAGUCGGGGAGAGGAGGAGACGUGUGCAGCAUGAAGAGUGCAAAUCUUAGAUAAAACGUACAAAUGCCGGCAGAUCUGGUCUUUGUUGACUGAUCACUUUGUCUGGUCAUGACUGACUCUGAUUAUGAAGCAGAAUAUUGACUCUGAUGAAGAAAUUCACUCAUCCAGCCGGGAAGAUUGACGCUGCUGCAGCAUCAGACAGCUGGUGCUGCACGAGAGGUGUGUGGAGUUUACAAGCUCCAAACAUUGGGUUUGAUGUUGGUUUAACCUUCUUUGGGACGUGAUGGAUGUAGAAAUGAUGGUAAAACACCGCGAACGUGACAGACGUAGCAACAAUGUAAAAAAAAAAAAAGCCGUGAAAAAGAGGCAGAUGCUGAUGCGUUAUUUAUGGAAGUCAAGUGUGUCACAUAAUCAUAAAAAAGUUAAAUAUAAAAUUUAAAAAGAGAUUUAUAUAUUUAUGUAUAAAUAAAAACUUUCCAAAUAUAAUGAAAAUGUAUAAAUAAUGUAAAAAUACGAAGGAACAUCUGUUGGUCAGGCUGAAAAGUUUGGGAACCACUGCUCUAAGUGAUAAGUGAAUAUUGUUUCGUAUUAUAUUUUAUGUGCAGUUUUUAGGGCUUUUAUGUUUUCUGUAAAGAUCGGUAUGCUGAAAAUCAUUUAAUGUUUUGCAUAAAGCAUGAGGUUCUGGUUAGUAAUUGAUUGGGAGAAUAACAGAUGACUGAAUUAAAUAGUGGGGCGCCUCUGUCAGAGCGCCCCAGGACAGCUGUGGUGACAUCGUAGCUCAUCACCAUCAGUGUGUGAAUGUGUGUGAAUGGAUGAAUGAUACACUGUAGUGUAAAGCGCUUUGGAGUCCUUACUCUGAGAGGCGCUAUACAAGUGUGGGUCAUUUAUCAUUUAUAGUGUUGAUCAGGCAGAGCUCUGUUGCCAGCGCUCCACUGCAUAAUGGCUUCAAACACGUAUAUAAAAGUUAGUUUUUACGUAAACCGUUAAAUUACACAAACUGACUGAGCUCUAGUUAAGGCGCUUGCAUUAGUUUGUGUAUGUGUACGUGUACGUGCACGUGUGUGUGUGUGUGUGUGUGUGUGUGUGUGUGUGUGUGUGUGUGUGUGUGUGUGUGUUUGGGGGAGGUACAUUGGAACUUUGUCCCCCCCCAGUUUGAAAAUCCUAUCUGCGCCCCUGCUCUCAUCAUCAACCAUCUAAAAUCUCACUCUUCAUUGUCGCACCUACCUGCACCUCGGCAGGUCUGGCGCUCCCUGUCUCACCCUCAGCAGGUCUGGCGCUGCCUGUCUCACCCUCAGCAGGUCUGGCGCUGCCUGUCUCACCCUCUUCAUCAUUUUCCUGCUGAACUUCCUCUGGUCUCUUAUAUGAAAAAAGUGACAUGAAUAAGGUUUAAAAAUAAAAUAUGAUGAGAAUGUCACAAACAAGCAACAAUCACAUUUAUAAAUUCCAUUUUCAUGUGGAGAUUCUACUUUUUUAUUUAUUUCGUGUCAAAUGGUUUUUGUCUGUUACUGUCAAAUCGUGUCAAAUUCACCAUUUUUUGUUGACUAGUAGUGUUGUUUAAUGUUUAAUGCUGCCUAGCAAGAUGUUAACAUUAGUCAGCCAGUCUAACGUUUGACCAGAAAUACAAUUAUCCUCUUGGACUAAAUUAUUACCAACUCACAUUUCCUUUCUUUCUUUUUUUGCCCAUGAGAAGAACUCGCUGAGCUGCUGCCGUCCCGGCCCCAACUCCCGCUUCACUCAGCCAGCCUGUCUAACUCCCUGAGGGGAGGCGCUGUGUCGGUGAGAAGCAUCGACAUAUAUACUGGACAGUUCAUUUCCAUAGGCUCCAAUAGCACGUUUUUGAGGCUAAAUGGGAGGUGGCCACCACCGCCAUUUUGACCGUGUCACAGGUUCUGUCAAGCCCAGACAAUUCCACAAAAGGGAAGAGAGGAGGAGCUGAGGGUGGGGCUGUAACCCCCAAAUUCCACUACCUCCGCUCCGCUCCAACACGAACGCCGGAGCAAAAUCGGUCCCGUUGUAGUCAAUCAGAGCAAUUCCACUACUGCGGCCGUGCUCCGGCAGUGCGGCGCCGUGCGCCGCCCUCUGUUCCGGCGUCCGGCAAAAAUAGAAUCGAUCCUAUUUUCGCCGGACGCCGGAGCACCUCCGCAGUCAAUGGACAGAAAUCCCAACUGUCCAACAGGAAAAGGAGCAAGCACGAUUUCCGUUUUUCACAAUAAAUCGAUAAACAAAAGGCGUUUUUUGUUUCAUAUGCACAGGUUUAACAACUUUUAACAACUAUCAAUGGCGGCUGAAGUUUAAAUGCACAAAAGUAAGCCAUAAAUACAGUUUCUACUAUCAAAGCAGUCACACUUUGUUGAUCCAAACACUGCUGAUCUCUCAACACAAAUGAUGGGCAGAUUAAACAGUUCAUUUCGAUGCUUCUCCCACAAAACGGGUGUUUGGAUCUAACUUCCGCGUUUAUUGCUCGGGCUGUAUCGCAAGAUCUCGAAAAUCCCGCGCAUGCUUGUUUGCCCCCCUCAGGUCUCCGCACCGGAGCGGAGCCGUUGUAGAGCGGGUUCCAGUAAAAAUUGAGUUCGGAAGCGAGCGGCUGCAGAAGGCGGGGGCGGACCGGAGCGGACCGGAGGUAGUGGAAUUUGGGGGUAAGGCUGGGAUCAACUGACAACACCCGGUCGAACUAGCUACAAGCUAACCUGAAGCUAACCCAAAGCUGACGCAGGUAGCAACCUAGCUACAACCGGAGUUAACUGUGCACAACACCAGAGCUUCUGAGUCAGAGAUACGCUGGGCUGACUGCUGUGUAAAACCGGGUGGAACACAGAGGUCUCCCGAAAGCUGCUGAAAGCCGGCAGCCGCACAGCAGACAGAAGCCGCGAUCAGACAGCGAUGCGCCGAGCUGCGGGGAGAAACAGCCAGCAUUCCGGGUGGAAAACAUCGGUCUCCCGAGAGCUCCACAAGCCGAUAGUCGGAACCCAGCUCCACCAACAUGUUAUAUUUAAACCCAUUUUCUAAAGUGCAGCAUUAUGUUAAAUGCACUGGGUUUACCCUAUUACAUUUAAAUUUCAUGGUUAAACAGUACAUGUUAAAAUCUAAGCUCAGCUCGGCAGUGACCUAAAAUACAUAAAUAUAAUUUUACUUACCGAAAAAAAUGAAGUGGAGACUCCUUGGACGCUCUAUUAGUGCAAUUAAUGCCACAGCAAGUCAUUUUGUCCAACAAUUGCACAAAAAAUAUCCAAACAAGAAUACACAAACACAGAGACUCAAAAUCCCGGAACAGUUUCCAAGCCAGACCGAGGCUCUACUGAGGCCUUUCCACGGAGCUAGCUCUGUGGUCACGUGGGUCUGAUGCUCAUUAAUUAUGCAGAAUUUUAGGCUUUUAAUACACUUAAACAGAAGAGUGAGAAAAAAAAUUCACCCCCCUCAGAGUUGUCAUGAGUGUAAACUAGAUCAAACUAGAUGUUCACUCUGAUUUUAGCGAUUUGCUUCACCUCCAAAGACAUUACUGUCUUAUUUUUACUUCCAGGUGCCGCCAUGAUGCCAACCAAAAACACCAAACUUCUUCUUUUUCUUCUUCUUGUGCAUUUUAUUAACGAUUGGUAACUGAAAAUGUGAACCGCUAGAAAAACAGCUAACAGCCGUCAAGCAGAUAAAGAGCACCCCCGCCCCCUUUUGGAGCACCUACCCACUCCACAAAAACUAUCAAGUGUGAUUUUUGGUCAGCAGAUGGCUGCAGAGUGGUAUCAAAUAUGUCAUCAAUUACUGAGAUCAAUGUUAAAGCUCUUGCUUAAAGAGCAAGUCUCUCCCAAAUCAACUUUUUAUUCUGAUAAACUAUAUAAACGCGUGUGUAAUCAUGCUGCAGACAUGUGUAGUCAAUAGUUUAGCACUUUAAUGCAUUUUAGGUAAAAAUUUUAUUUUCUGCCUAAAACUGUCAGUGUUGUGCCGUUGUCAGGUAAAAACGCUGCGCUGCACUUGAAUUAAAAUCUGCCACUGCUAUUAAAUAAGAGGUACCCUAGAACGUUAGCUGGUACAAUGUGAUGUCACAAUGUCAUUGUGAGCCUGUGUGUGUGUGUGUGUGUGUGUGUGUGUGUGUGUGUGUGUGUGUGUGUGUGUGUGUGUGUGUGUGUGUGUGUGUGUGUGCAUUUGUUAGUGGCUCCGCCCUCUCGGUCUGCUAGGCAACAGCAUUUGUUGCAUUUUUCAAACAGGAUGUGGGAGUGGAGUAAGACUCUGGUAGUACUUGCUCUUUAAAGAGCAAGUCAUUCCAAAUCAACAUUUUUUUUGCUGAUAAACUAAAUAAACGAGUGUCUGAUCGUGCUGCAGACACGUUUAGUCAAUAAUUUGGCACUUCAGUGCAUCUUAGUUAAAAUUUAAAUGUUCUGCCUAAAACUGUCAGUGUUGCACCGUCGUCAGGUAAAAACUCAGCACUGCAUUUGAAUUUAAAUCUACCACCGCUAUUGGCUAAGAGGGACACUAUGAUGUUAGAUGGUACAUUAUGAUGUCACAAUGUCGUGUGUGUGUAUUUGUUAGUGGCUCCGCCCUCUCGGUCUGCUAGGCAACGGCAUGUGUUGCAUUUUUCAAACAGGAAGUGGGAGUUGAGUAAGAAUCUGGUCGUGGGUGACUUGCUCUUUAAGUGGUUUGCUGAAUUAGAAAUUAUUUACUUCUGCAGAUCCUUUUCAUUUCCUCCAACAAUGAGAGCAAAUGAUGCGGCAGACCGUUGUAGAGUCUGAGUCACAGUUUUAACAAUGAACAUAAUUGUCGUCUCAGUUAGAAUUCAAUAAGUAUCUCCCCUGUUUCUCCUAAGUGUGUUACUACAGAAAGUUUAUUAACUAAUGAGCUUAUUGUCACAGAUAAAGCGCUGAUGAAGUUAUCCGUUUUGUUUAUGUGGCUAGCACCGGUAAGGAUCGUGUUAGCUCAGAGAUGUAUUUAUUGUCAUAAUUGAAAGGAAAGAAGAAAAGGCAUGAUCAUAGGAUGGGAAAGUGGUGGGAGGCACUAUCAUCCACUCCCGAGUCCAGGCAUGUAAUUUCUGUUUUAAAUUCACAGGCACAGAGAAACAUUAUCAAACAGAAGUGAAACCAAAAAAUGCUCCAGUUGCUGAGCACCAGCAGUCCCGUGGAAAAACCGACGUUCAGAUAUCUCCGCAUCGUCCAAAGCUGAACUAUGGAAAGCUACUGAGACCCAUUGUUUUGCUUUGAUGUAACCACACUACACAUGAGAAGACAAGCAGCGACAAAGUGAGAGGAGAGACGUUCAAGCGAGCAGUAAUUUCCUUAGAUUGCAGUUUUCUGGGACAUAAUUGGAUUUAAUUGGUUCCUUUUUCAGUUGACUCUUCAGGUUUUUGUUUUUAAUUAUGAGGAAACUGGGUUUGUCUGUCUUUUAGGGCAAUAAAUAGUGCACCUAAGAGCGUGUUUUCAUGGAGGCAUGUUGAUUUACAGCUCAAGGUGGAUGGGGUGGUUUGAUUUGGUGCUAUUAUUGUAAGAUAUGACCCAAAUAUUUUCAAAGCUGCUGACUCCUCCUGUGAAAUAUUGAUAAGCUUUUCCAACUGUGGGCCCAUGCUGUAAAGUUAAGACCAUUUGAUCAUCCACCUCUCAGACGUCGAUAGAAGUGAUUUACUCGCUCUAUUUUCAAGUUUUAUUUUCAGCCAGCCAAUCAUCUGUUUUGACCUGACACCUGGAUCCUGGACUUCUGCAUUUUGUCAACCAGAUGAGGUUCAUCGGCUCGUCCUCCGCCCUCCACCCCCAGGCUGUAGGGAGCCGGCUUUAUGCUGAUGAUCCUGAGAUGUUGCUGGAGGUUUAAUCCCCUCACUGUGAGAAAUGAGCUGCUCCUGCUCUCCCUUUUGCUCCUUCAACUUUGAUCAAGCCCUAAUGUGAUUAGUCAGUGACCCUGACGUGACUGGAUCAGGAACAUGUAAGAGAAACCCAAAGAAGAAGGGCGGGAGGCAGAAGAUCGUCUGAUCUGACCAGUAAACUUGGAGAAGAAAGGAAUUAUUCUGAAGGUGUCUGUCUUGCAGCCCUGCCUUGUGGGUAAUAAAGGUUUCAUGUAUUCGCUUUACCCAGGCAAAAAUUGCGAUCUAUAAUGACCUGACAUUUCUUUUUCUUUUUUUUUAAACCAUCCAAGAGGCUCAUGAUUUGAAUGUUAACCAGGACUUUACUUGACGAGAGGUGCAGUCCACCGGGAGGAAACUUCCUUUGAAAGCUGUCGGAUCUAAGCGCAUUUCACUCGAGUUUUCAUGGUAAAUUAAUGUAAAUCUUCUGCUGCCUGCAUUAAGGAGCAAAAUAUUUGUUUUUAUUUCACCUCCUGCCACUGCAGUGCAGCUGUGAAAAAAUAACACAUUGCAACAUAUUUCAUCUGACAGGUUGUCUGCACUGAACUCCUCAUACAUGUCCUGAUGAAGCUUUUCUGGUCCAUGACCUGGAACUGGACCACCUCCACGUGCUCCAAGCAUCACCUUGUUGCUAUUGAUGGUGUGUGAUGGUGAAAUAUGGUCAUUUCAACUUUGGAGGCCAUACAGCUGGGGUGUGUAGUGUAAAAUGUUCAUUGAUGUUCAUUGUAACCUAAAAUUCUGACUCUGUUUUAUGACAUAAAGUUGGUAAUGUUUCGUAAUUUAUAUUUAACCCAAGCCCCUCCUUUGGCCCUUAAACCAAUAGUUUAUGCAAGCCUAGAGCGUUGUAUCCAUAAGAGGGAGCUGUGAAUCAACAACAAAAUGCCCCAGUUCCCAGUUUGCACAAUGAGUGGAUGCAGAUGUAGGGUUUGAGAAACUGAGUGCUUUAAGAGCUCAUUAUAAAUUACCUCUACUUAUGACCAAUGAGCUGUGAUACUCUAUAUAAAUAUAGAAUAUCAACCCUGCUUGGUCUUUCCUGUCUUUAAUCAGAAGAUUCUAGGAUACAUUGUUUUAUUCAGGGAUUGUACACACCUCAUUUUUAUUCAGAAAAGAGUCAGGUUUAUAAAAGUAAGAAUUUAUUUUACAAACAAUUAAAACAUGACAGGUUAACUAACAUUUACUGUGAUGGAUGGAACUAGAUGUGAUGUAUGAAACCUAGGUGUGAAUGAGAUGUUAUCAGAACUUCCGUAUCUAGGAGAGCCGAGUUCUGGAUGUAAAAGAAUUUGGUUUGAGUUAAGCUAUGAAGUUGGUUGUUAUCAAAAACACAUCAGACGCAAUCUGUCAGGUCUACGUACCCACUCGAAGACCUUCGUUGUAGAUCCGGAAUGUCGAAGUCCUAGGACUUUAAGGCACCGAGGUCCACAUAAGAAACUGCGGCACUACUAGAUCGGUCUUAGAGAAGUCUCCAGGUCACAACAGAUGGAUGGAACCGCGCAUCAGGGACUCUUAAGGAGUCUGAACAAUAUCAGCUUGUUCUGCAGGAAUGGUUUGUUGUAUCAGCUUCGCAGGUGCAAAAAGAUUUUGACGUGUCAAAAGCUUUGGUGGGUGAAAGAGGGUUUGCUUCAGAUGGCAGGUCUGAAGCUUUCUCAAGAACUGAUGAAUCACCAGAGUGAUCCUGUUUUAAUGUUCUCAUGUUAUGAUUUGUGUAGCCAACCAGAGGUUGACAAGUUGAGGAAUAUUACCAAGACAACUCAGAAAUACGCCUUCUUUGAUCCGGAUGCUCUGAUCUGGGGUAAAAGGCUAUCAAUGUGUCACGCCGUCGUCAUAUUCCUCCGCUUAUCCGGGUCCGGGUCGCUGGGGGCAGCAUCCCAUCUAGGGAGCUCCAGACCGUCCUCUCCACGGCCACCUCCACCAGCUCCUCUGGCAGGACCCCAAGGCGUUCCCGGACCAGAUUGGAGAUGUAAACUCUCCAACGUGUCCUGGGUCGACCCGGGGGCCUCCUGCCGGCAGGACAUGCCCGAAACACCUCCCCGGGGAGGCGUCCAGGAGGCAUCCUGACCAGAUGCCCAAACCACCUCAACUGAACUUUCGAUCCGGAGGAGCAGCGGUUCUACUCCGAGUCCCUCCCGAAUGUCCGAGCUCCUCACCCUAUCUCUAAGGCUGAGCCCGGCCACCCUACGGAGGAAACUCAUUUCGGCCGCUUGUAUCCGCGAUCUCGUUCUUUCGGUCAUUACCCAAAGCUCAUGACCAUAGGUGAGGAUUGGGACGUAGAUCGACCGGUAAAUCGAGAGCCUGGCUUUCUGGCUCAGAUCCUUCUUCAUCACGACAGAUCGGCUCAGCGUCCGCAUCACUGCAGACGCCGAACCAAUCCGCCUGUCAAUCUCCCGAUCCCUCCUACCCUCACUCGUGAACAAGACCCCGAGAUACUUAAACGCCUCCACUUGAGGUAGGACCUCUCCCCCGACCCGGAGGUGGCAAGCCACCCUUUUCCGGUCGAGAACCAUGGUCUCAGAUUUGGAGGUGCUGAUCCUCAUCCCAGCCGCUUCACACUCGGCCGCGAACCUACCCAGCAAGAGCUGAAGGUCAGAGCUGGAUGAAGCUAGGAGGACCACAUCAUCCACAAAAAGCAGAGACGAGAUUCUCCUGCCACCAAACUCGACACACUCCACACCACGGCUGCGUCUAGAAAUUCUGUCCAUAAAGGUAAUUGACAGAACCGGUGACAAAGGGCAGCCCUGGCGGAGUCCAACCCUCACCGGGAACAGGUCCGACUUACUACCGGCAAGGGCGUCAGUUUGUUUUCAGAAUUGCUGGGGACAAUAACCAUACACUUGAGUGGGGUUUAAAAAUUGCUGGGGACAAUAUAGGCUAGCACAGGGGUCGGCGGCUCUGUAGCCGCAUGCGGCUCUUCCAUCCAUCUGAUGCGGCUCUCUGUGCUUGUAAAAUAAUGAAUGAAUAUUUAAAUAAAAUGCUUUAUAUUUUACUGCAUUAAUUUUACAUCUGUAAGCUAAUUCUAAAUGUAAAGUUUGUCUGCGUAAACCUGAACAGUUCCAACCCGGUCUUACUGUGAGACCGGGUUGACGCGUCACGCUUGUGUGUAAUCAUAGGCGCUUCCUGAGCUGGAGGAUGUGAGAUUCUGGGAUUCUCCUCAGAUGCUCCUGGAUGCGUCGCCACAUUGGAGACAGGAACAAGCGCUAUUCAGCCAAAGUUUCAUAAUCAGGGAACAUUUUCUAAGUGACAAGUCUCUGAGAGACCGGGUUUGGAAAACACUCGCUUCAGUGGGAGGCAGUGUUGGGAACGUUACUUUAAAAAAGUAAUUAGUUAUAGUUACUGAUUACUUUGUCAAAAAAGUAACUCAGUUACUAACUGAGUUACAAGAUCAUAAAAGUAACUAAUUACCAACAAAAGUAACUACUUAGUUACUUUUUUCAUUAAAGAAUGCAAGAAUUACUACAAUAGUAAAAUAUAAAUGACUGAUGACUGGAACAUAAUAAAAUGUAUGUCCAAAUGUUUUAUAUAAACCUGAAUAAUUUAAAUAAAUAAGCACUUAACAGGAGGAACUACUAAUAGGAACAUUAAACUAAUCUAGACUAUUAAAAGGUCACUGUGUGAUAUUUAACAAAAACCCAAUCAGCUAAAAACUAAAAUUGCAAAUAGAAACACCUGUAAAGGUUCCCGAGCCUUUAAAUGGUCUCUCAGUCUAGUUAAAUUACAGAAAUAAAUGUAAUUUUGCACAGCAUUUUAAUUUUUCCAGCUUCACAUAAUUGUGUGUUUUCAGCAGCAUUUCUGUUGCAGGUAAUCUAGUAAUGGUUAAAUAAAUAAAUAAAAUCCUUUAAAAUGACACUAGAAGAGGCACAAGCCUGAUGGAGGACUUACAUUUACUAACGUGGGUCAGACCCAAACACAGAAGAGCUGAAGCUGGGUGGUAAACACACACAGGUAGUUCUAAUAACACCUGAGCUCCAUGCCGUCUGAGACUGAUGCAUCAGUGUUACAGCGGGACUAAAGACAUGAUCAGAAACAGGUUACAGCUGGAUGAUCUAGGAAGGCAGAAGAUCAGGACGUCUGAGCGGUGAACAGGUGAGCGGACCUUCGGGACGUCCCGCUGUCACGCUAAGGGCACGGCUGCAGACCCGCAGAUUCGCUGCUGCACGCAUUUUCUUAUCAGUAACAGGAACGACGUUUUGAUACAAGAAGACGAAAUUAAUUAGUUUGCUCGUUACAGAAAGAAAUAUUUUUUAUUAAAGCGGUUAUUUUAAACGGAGUUAUUCCCGUUGUGUCUACAGAAUGCAGUGACUGAGACCGUGAGGGUCUCCGCCCACCCGGCCAAUCAUCAUCGUGUUUGUAAGUGCGUUACCGACAUCUCUCUCUCCCUGGCUGCAGCUGAAGUGUGGCGGUCAGAAAGCCUCACACUGUUGCUCAACGUUCGACAAGCACAUAGUAACGUACAACGUUCCGUCCCCAGUAACGGUAACGGCGUUGCAACGGCGGGAAAAGUAAUUAAUUAGAUUAUUCCGUUACCUAUAAAAGAAUGCCGUUAGAAACGCCGUUAUACUUAAACGGCGUUACUCCCAACACUGGUGGGAGGAACCUUCCCGCAUGCGCUCUGGUUCUGAGAGCCUGGAUUUGUAUUCUGAACAGUCUAAACAUGUUUUUAAAAGAAACUUAUGACAAAAGUGGCACCUGCUCAGUAAAACCACCAACAGGGUGAAAAAUAUCUAAAUAUUGUUGGCAGAGACGGGCUACAACUUCUGGAUCAUCUUUAUACAAAUCGUUUUAUUGAUUAUCGUCUUAUGAAAGAUAACUUUGACGUACACGAGCGACCAGGCGUGUUGCAAGAUUUUCAAAAGUGUGGGGGAUGUUGUCUGUGCCUAAAAUAAUUUGAUGUUAUUCAUCUUGUUAGUUUAAUUUCCAUAAUAGCGGAGCAGGUGCGAAUUUUAGACGUGUCACGCAUGUUUCCGUUUUAAACAUGUUUAAACUGUUCAGAAUACAAAUCCAGUCUCUGUCUCGUUAGAUUGGUGUAACUAAAGUUUGUGCUGAAUGAAACUUUACAUUAAACCAUGUUGAAAAGAAAAGGACCCGAUUAAAUCGUUUCCCCCUCAUUUUACAGUCAGUACAGCGCAGUGCGCGUGGCUCUGGGGUUAAUCAGAUUUAAUUGUUUCUCUUUGCAACAAUCUUCACAAGAAGGCAAAACAGUUAAAUGGCAGGUUACAGAUAUUUCCAUUUGACUUUUAUUUUGACGGAUAAACUCAAGGAUGUUGGUUGAUUUGAAAGAAUUACCCCGACGCGCACUGAUGCGCAUGGAUGAGCUGACAUUUUAAUACGCACAUCGCAGAGGUAACUUGAUUCCCAUCAGAACAUCAGAGAUUUAUACUGGACACUGUGUUCAGCGCGGCUCGGAGCGCCCACGGUGGACAGUGGGCUGAAGAUCUGAGGGGUUUGCAGCGCAGCGCAGAACCACGGUGCAUGCGGCAAGAUUUCCUCCCACUGAAGCGGUCUGGAAACCCGGUCUCUCUGAGGGAUGUGUCACUUGGAAAAAUGUUCUUUUUAUGAAAUUAUGAAACUUUGGCUGAAUAGCGCUUGUUCCCGUCUCUAAUAUGGACACGCAUGACGCAUCCAGUCUGAGGCAGAAUAGCAGCUCAAAAAGCACCUGUAGAGACAUUUGAUUACACACAAAGUUUAUGUGGAGCAGAAGCGGUCGGGCCACGGUAGGUGAAAUGUUCCUAGCCUACAUGAAGUGAAACUGUUUAAUUGUAACAUUAAUAUGUUACUGGACAUGCUGGUCUGGUUGGUUAGACCAGUGUUUGAAGUGGAAAACACACACACACACACAUUAAAAUAAUGCUGAUAGCGUGGACUAGCAGGUGAUGGUUUACGUAUUUAAAUGAUGAUCAGGCUGCUGUAAAAUGUAAUCUCCAUCCACAUCCAGACAGAAUUAUCCUCUAUUCUUUCUCUAUUUGCUCUGCUCUUGUCUGGGCUGAUGUAGCUGACGGUGCGCGGCGCGCCUAAAGGCUGUGGUGCACAUUUUACGCAUUUGGAGAGGUGGGCUGGAUGCUUUGCUUUUACUGGAAGAUGGUCCACUUAACGCACGGGUGUAGACUAAAUAUUAAUGACAAAUGAAUGAAAAUUAAAUUGGGAGUUUUUACUUCAUAUUUUAGAAAUAAAAAUGACGGGGGAAAACAUUUAUGAUGUCUUUUUAAACGAAAUUUUCUAGCGCGACCUGCCUGCUUCACUUAAGUCGCUGCUUAUUAAGGUCCGUCCAGAAUUACCGUGGCCCACCCAAAAAUGAAAACCUGGCGCCGCGCCUGUUAUAAACCUCUGCAAAUUGUUGUUCUUCACGUUAUCGAACUCAGACUUUGUACAGCUAAUGUCAAGAUGUAAAAUUAUGAAUUCAGUCGAGCUCUUCCGUCCCUCCCUCUCCUGCUCUCCUGGAAACCCGACAUCGCCUGUCAGAAGCGGGAGGUGAAGAAGGAGAUGAGGCAAACAGAGUGAGUGCGACAUAGAGAAACCAGACUGGUGUGGAGGUGAGCAAACAGCUGGAAAAGUGUGGGUGUUGAAUCCCCCACGGGUGCGACGCCCAUGCGAGCGUCCUGUAUCGGCUGCUGUCACCUGUCGUGAGCAGCUCUCUGCUGUCUGAGGGUAGGCCCCGCCCACAACGCUGCGGCUGCUGCGGUGUUUUCUUUACUGUGGGAAAUGGGUAAUAAUGGCUCUUUGAUGUGAACAGGUUGCCGACCCCGGUAUAAGAUCUGAGCUGGUAAAACAAAAAUCCUCAUCAGCAGGCUUUUUUUAAAGUGGGGGGGACACAGCUGCCAAUCACAAAUUUUGCCGGGGACAUGUCCCCGGCGUCCCCGGUUAAAAUGACGCCUAUAACUACCGGCUAUGCAGACCAAACUCGCGCUCCUCUGGUAAAGGGACUGAAUGGCACUUAACAGAAAGCCACCCACCCCAUACUCCUGGAGCGUCCCCCACAGGGUGCCCCUGGGGACACGGUCAUAAGCCUUCUCCAAAUCCACAAAACACAUGUGGAUAUCUGUCAUACAUUUAACUUAACUUAACUUUGUCCUUGUAUGAAUGGAAAUGGUGAUGACCUUGUCAUAUCAACAUGCUGAAACUCAAUCAAUGUAAUCAUAACAUUCAUUUCAAACUUCAAUCAUUGAGCACAGAUUAAUGAAAAAAAAUCAUUAUACUAUAAUUAUUGUAAGUAGCGAUGAACAAAUGUUUAUUUAAUGAAUAUCUAGCUUACAAGUUUUAGAAGUUCAUAUUUAAUUUAAGAAAUCAUUCUUUGAUUUGGCAACUAAUCCAAGAUGCGAGUGUUCCUUAUUUGGAGGCAUGAAGAAUCCUGUAGGACAGUAAGGGAAGCUGGACCUUGAGGAGAGAACAUCAUUGUUGACAAUUCGCUAUCACGUGUUCAGAGCCGCAGAGAGGCUCUGAGCUUCAGCUGAUGGGAUGAAGGCAGGCCGGUUAACACAUGCAGUCUCGUGUCUCCAUUUUGACCAGAUGUUGAAUAGUCAAACUGUACCUAAAAACUGACCAUUGCUGGACGUUACACAGACACUAGAAGGCUUAGCACAUCUACCUAGCUUGAAUGCUAACUUGCCUGCAUUUAAUAAAUGUCAGUCUGUGAACUUCAAGCUAACUGUGGAAGAGGAGGGAGGGGAAUGAAAGGAAUUAAUUUCUGUGUGUUGGAGGUAAGUGAUUGGCGUAGCGUUGCAUUAGACUAUUAUUUUAGUCUGUUGUAGCACAGCGCUAACUGCGUUGAUGGAAUAUUUUCUUUUUUUUGUGACAAAUAAAAUUUUGCUACAAAAAAAUUUCAAACUUAAAGUAGUGGUAAUCCCCUGUCAGAGUCUUACUCCACCCACAUUUCAUAUUUGAAAAAUGCGGCCCAAAGAGGCGUUUCCUGUAAGACCGAGAAGGCGGAGCUACGACCGUGAUUGACAUACUGAAAUUUGAAUACAGAUGGCGACGGAGAGCGACAGUAGCUCAGAGCAGUCAUUCGAGGUGGAGGACUUUUCCCCACCUUCUUCCCCAGAGGAUAGGGAGGAGGGCUUAUUGGGGGAAGCAAGCGGUCCUGAACCGUAUCUUUUUGAGCCACUAGCUUGUGAGUUGUCAGAGGCCCCUGGAGUCGAGCCAGCAGGAGUAUCAAGGCAUCUAAUGGGUCCAGUCUCUGAGUGGUGCACCUUUGGCCACUGCACAUCAUUGUCUGCCAGAGAAAAUGUGUGCUGCAGAGAAACGCCCAAGGUAAUGCUCAGGUGUCAGCAGGUGGGUGUAACCUCCUGCAUAACAGAGCAUCCUGGUUUUGAGGCUGUUGCUCUGAAUCCCUACGUGUUGCAGGCAGUUUAUGGCAGCUUUCUGCAACUCUAUGGGGAGAUGCAGGAGACUACGCUCAACAGCUGUUACAGACAUCUGGCGUACCGGAAUGUGGUCAGGUGGUGUUGGGGUUACCUGGGACAGCACGUUCGUGUUGUGAUCCCGUCAUGCGCUGUCUCCAGAAUAAGGCAGGAGUUCCCAGAAGACGGUGCAUACAAAGGAUUCCUCCCUCCUCUGAACUAAUAUAUAUUUUUUGGAUUAAAUAAAUGUUAUAAUAUAUA